CAAUCGCCAGGUGAACAAGUGAAAAUAAUAAGUAGAAGAACAUAAAUUAAAUACACAAAAUGCGCGGACAAUUGAAAGCUCUGGGAGUGGGAAGUGUGGUUCUGGCAGUGGUGCUCCUGUUUCUGGCGCGGAGUGGCGAGGCAAAGCCCAUGGACCUGUACGACGACGUGAGCGACUUCUUCGACGCCAUCUCGCUGGACGAUGUGGCCAACACCGGGCGCAACACUCAUCCGGAGCAGUUCUGCCUGAUGCCGGCGCGCAAGGGAGUCUGCCGAGCUCUAAUCCCCCGCUGGCGCUACGACCCGGAGCAGAAGAAGUGCGUGGAGUUCAAGUUCGGCGGCUGCGACGGCAACGAGAACAAUUUCUCCAGCUACAAGGACUGCAUGUCCACCUGUGAGGGCAUGUAGGGUCCUGCGGAUCGGGAUCGGGAUCAGGAUCGGCCUUCCACGGUCGAGGUGUUGCCAAAGGCGCCUGCUUUUACUUCGAACUCUGCAACGUAGCGAACCAAAGGCAGCAUAAGCAUACUCUACUCUAACACUCACGCACAUCACAAUCCAUGCGAUUAACCGUCUCUUCUACCUAAUAUUUAUGUAGUUUCUAUCAUUGAUCCAUUUAUUUUGUACUUUUUUUUGGGUAUCCGACACCCGCCACCCAAAUAGAGCUUAAGUUAUUGUGAUAAAAUAUUUUUAUGGAAUAAAGAAUUUUAUAAAACACCAAA
Molecule: messenger RNA, 718 nt
Organism: Drosophila elegans
Lineage: Eukaryota; Metazoa; Arthropoda; Insecta; Diptera; Drosophilidae
Product: kunitz-type serine protease inhibitor nigrescinin-2
Exons: 1
Coding region: 60-407 (115 amino acids)
Molecular function (GO): serine-type endopeptidase inhibitor activity
Source: RefSeq, a predicted model, not a curated record